Molecule: messenger RNA, 366 nt
Organism: Balaenoptera ricei (Rice's whale)
Lineage: Eukaryota; Metazoa; Chordata; Mammalia; Artiodactyla; Balaenopteridae
Product: WAP four-disulfide core domain protein 5-like
Exons: 3
Coding region: 1-366 (121 amino acids)
Cellular component (GO): extracellular region
Molecular function (GO): peptidase inhibitor activity
Source: RefSeq, a predicted model, not a curated record
AUGAGGGCCCACAGCCUCCUUCUCCUGGUGGCCCUCCUGGCUUUGGGGAGCCAGCUGCCUGCUACCUUGGGCAGGAGGAAGGGAGAGAAAUCUGGGGGCUGCCCACCAGACGACGGGCCCUGCAUCCUAUCGGUGCCUGAUCAGUGUGUGGAUGACAGCCAUUGUCCCUCGAGGAUGAAGUGCUGCCACAAAGCAUGCUUCCGCCAGUGUGUCCGUAAGGUUUUCGUUAAGAUGGGCAGCUGCCCCGAGGACCGACUGCGCUGCCUCAGCCCCGUGCAGCACCUGUGCUCCAAAGACUGGGACUGCCCAGGCCACAAACGGUGCUGCCUCAGUGCCUGCGGCCGGGACUGCAGAAACCCUCUCUGA